AUGCCUUCAGAAAUGGCGACUCCAAGCAUCCAAGCGCCUUUCGGCCAGAUCCUCGGCACAGAUAUUGCAACUAUCACUGUUGGCUCCGGUCCUACAGCGAGGACCUUCAAAGUCCACACCGAUCUCAUCUGCAGCAAAGUCCCUUUCUUCAAAGCCAUGUUCAAGGGUAAUUUCAAAGAAGCAGCCACGCAGACAGCGACACUCCCAGAAGACGACCCGCUAGCCUUUGAAUUAUUUCUCGGCUGGGUUUACCGGGAUACGGUCAAUAAAUUAUCGCACAUGACACCCUAUCUAAAGCUUUUUGGAUUCGCAGAGAAGUACACCGUGGUUACUCUGAUGGACAACACAAUGGAUGCCCUCGUCGCUGCCUUUAAAGAAAAGAAUUACUUGUUCCACCAAGUUUACAUGGAAGAGAUCUACCAGAUCACGCAUGAGAGCUCUAAGAUGCGAGUGUUUGCAUCCAGAUGCUUCGCAUUUGCCUUGAUGACCUGUCCGGAUACGGGAAUCUGGUCGACAACAACCUUAAUGUCAAUGACAUCAACCCACCGAGAUGAGAUCUUGGUUGACAGUCUAAGGCUUAUCCGGGCCCUGAAGCCAGAAAAUAAAAUCAGCUUGUUCCCUGAUCCUAGAUCGGCUCCUUUGUGCGACUAUCAUCAGCACGGCAAGGACGAAGUGUGCCCUUACAUCAAGGUCUAA
Molecule: messenger RNA, 696 nt
Organism: Drepanopeziza brunnea f. sp. 'multigermtubi' MB_m1
Lineage: Eukaryota; Fungi; Ascomycota; Leotiomycetes; Helotiales; Drepanopezizaceae
Molecular function (GO): protein binding
Source: RefSeq, a predicted model, not a curated record